AUGAUCACUCACACCUUCCACCCCACCGCUUUGAUCUCUCCCCGAUCCUUCAUCUCCCUCUCGAUCUCCGCCCGCCGCCCCGAGCAGACCGCCAGCGGGUUUGUGACCGUUCAGAUCCCCCUUACGCAUCAUCGGGGCCUCGUCCCCGAUGCGCUGCGUGCCAGAAUUACCUCCUCGGCGCCUCGUGGGACCAUUUUCGCAUCGUACGCGAGUGUGGAGCAGGUGGUAUCCGCUGCCGGCCGGGUCGAGUGGACUAUGGCUACCACCUCGGACGCCGGCGGGGCGAUCCCCCAAUGGGUACAGCGGAGUUGGACGUUGGGCGGAGCUCCCAAAGCCAUUGUGGCGGACGUGGGGCUGUUCAUCGCCUGGACGGCUCGGCGGAGAACAGCUGGACGCUCCGUGACCCCGUAG
This is a messenger RNA of Aspergillus affinis, 411 nucleotides long. RefSeq lists its product as uncharacterized. The coding region runs from base 1 to 411 and encodes 136 amino acids. Lineage: Eukaryota; Fungi; Ascomycota; Eurotiomycetes; Eurotiales; Aspergillaceae. The record is from RefSeq and is a predicted model, not a curated record. The transcript has a single exon.